Messenger RNA from Plasmodium vivax (malaria parasite P. vivax), 591 nucleotides. RefSeq lists its product as hypothetical. Lineage: Eukaryota; Apicomplexa; Aconoidasida; Haemosporida; Plasmodiidae. The coding region runs from base 1 to 591 and encodes 196 amino acids. The record is from RefSeq and is a predicted model, not a curated record. The transcript has 6 exons.
AUGGAAGAAAAAGGCCAGUCAAAAACUAAGCGAGUAAUGGAGUCUCCUUACGACAUUGAAUUGGAAUCGCUGGACGAAGAGAAGAGUACCUCGGUGUUGAAGUCCUUGUUGGGGGUUAUUAACACAGACCAGUCGCUCAAGUCAUUCACAUUCAACCACAACAAAAUUGUAGACCACCUGGAACGUGACGCACUACAGGCUGUAAUAGUUAUCCGGACUACGCAGUAUGAACAAUUUUAUAAGCAUGUCCCCCUCAUAGCCGCUUUGCACAAAAUUGACGUCGUUUUGAUUGAGCAGCACUAUGUGAACACAGUGGAGUUUGUCAAAUUGCCGAAAACGGGCCUCAUCGGAAUCCUGCCGCUGCAGGCGGAAGUUCAGUCACUUCCGGGUCUUCCCGAGAAAUUGCAGAGCUUAGUGGCGACCGUGCACGCCUACCACUUGGAGAUAACCCCCCCGUACUUGUUUGGCCACCCGAACUACAUCAACACGAGGUUUAAAGUGGAAGAGGUAAAGGGAAAGCCCUAUGCGAAGCAUCUGUCGCGGAAGGAGAGAAAGGCCUUACGGAAGGCCAUACGGAAGAGCAACAUAUGA